Messenger RNA from Bufo gargarizans (Asiatic toad), 8504 nucleotides. RefSeq names its product BCL6 corepressor (gene BCOR). The transcript is spliced from 15 exons. The record is from RefSeq and is a predicted model, not a curated record. Gene Ontology annotation, cellular component: nucleus. Gene Ontology annotation, molecular function: protein binding; transcription corepressor activity. The coding region runs from base 2523 to 7562 and encodes 1679 amino acids. Gene Ontology annotation, biological process: negative regulation of transcription by RNA polymerase II. NCBI's taxonomy places the organism in Eukaryota, Metazoa, Chordata, Amphibia, Anura, Bufonidae.
CUGCACUGUACCGGAUUAGAGAUGCGUCUUCACUAGAUGCUGACUGCCAUGGGUGUUAUUUCUAAGAAUCCGUCUCGGCGGAGCCAUUAGAACCCCCUGUGAUGUAUCGGUCGCACAGAUCUCCCGGGCACCGAGCCUGUGCCCACAGUCUGGAUGCAGCGUUGUACAGACUCCGCUAUGGUGGCGUAACAUUUUGGGGUACGUCCGCACGAGACGUAAAAUACAGCGGAAAAGUCCCUGCGCCCAAACAUCCACCGCUGCAAAAAGCACAGGUAUUACAUGCGGUUUUUAGCCACAGCUGUGCCUGGGGAUUUUACCCCACAGAAUCCAAUCCGCAUCGCAAGUCACUUUACACAGCAUGUGGAUGUAGAUGGUGCGGUUUUGCCACGUGUGGCAUCAUGAACCUGCAUGCUUUCUUACUACGGUUUCAGUGUGGUUUAUGUUUUUAUACGUACAUCUUGCUAAAUAUGUCUUUUACUGGUACAAAAAAAGCUAUGUAAAAAAAAACACAGCAGAAACGCAUGUGGUUGGAUGCAACUGCAUUGUCUGAAUACAGACUAUCUCCUUGUAAGUGGAGGUUUUCUCCCCCUACCAUAUGUAUGGAGGAUGACAUUUGUCUUUAGGAUUCAUAGGAAAGUUCCCGGAUCCCCCUCCCCUUGCGCUUUGUCCCAUGCGGUUUCUGGUGACCUUUGUGUACUGAACUCGUCAGUGGGGACGCGGUGUGCUCGGCCGAGUGCACAAUGGCGGCCGCCCGUGACCGGCUGAUUCCACGUCCGGUGGAGCCGGUGGUGUGCAGCCCCCUCCUCUGCUUAUUAACCCGGCAUUUAGCAGCGCGCCCUCCCCCCGGAGCAAUUACACUCCAGCCCUGGAAUAAAUCAUGCGCCGCGAUAAUCCUGUUAAUAAAACGCAGCUUGUUCCUGCCACCUCUGCUGCUCCGGCACAUGGCGGCUCUGCUGUGCGGGGGUAGACCGGCACAUCGCGGGUGUGGUGUACACACUGUACAUAGUUAUCACUCUGGAUCUGGCAGAUGACGCGGGUCUUAUGGAGUGCGUGUCCAUGUUUCCUGCUGCAGACACCAGCUCAGGGUCUAUGUCCAUAUUCACAUGGAGCUUCCUGCUGUGGUAUUUGGUGCCGAUUUCUCUUGUCUUCAAUCAUAAAGUCUGAGCCCUGCCCGCACCAAGGAAGGACAUUAGGCACAGAGGGGGUCAUUUACUAUCGGAGAUGGACUGAUUUUAGGCGGAUUUCUGACUGUCUAGGACUGCCGAGGAUGCGCCGAUCAAAGGCCGAGAAAUGAGGCUGUGUAUGGUGCCUAGGACAUGUGGAGGCUGCCCCUGUGUAUGGUGCCUAGGACAUGUAGAGGCUGCCCCUGUGUAUGGUGCCUAGGACAUGUAGAGGCUGCCCCUGUGUAUGGUGCCUAGGACAUGUGGAGGCUGCCCCUGUGUAAGGUGCCUAGGACAUGUAGAGGCUGCCCCUGUGUAAGGUGCCUAGGACAUGUAGAGGCUGCCCCUGUGUAAGGUGCCCAGGACAUGUGGAGGCUGCCCCCCUGUGUACGGUGCCCAGGACAUGUGGAGGCUGCCCCCCUGUGUACGGUGCCCAGGACAUGUGGAGGCUGCCCCCCUGUGUACGGUGCCCAGGACAUGUGGAGGCUGCCCCCCUGUGUACGGUGCCCAGGACAUGUGGAGGCUGCCCCCCUGUGUACGGUGCCCAGGACAUGUGGAGGCUGCCCCCCUGUGUACGGUGCCCAGGACAUGUGGAGGCUGCCCCCCUGUGUACGGUGCCUAGGACAUGUGGAGGCUGCCCCCUGUAUAUGGCUGCUGUGGGGCACUUUCCUGUCGCACUCCCCGGCCGUUCUCCGGGUGGCCCCGGCGGGCCGACUGUCAGGAGAUGAGCGCUUCCCCCGGCGGCUCAGACGAUUGAUCUCCCCGCGCAGAGCUCUGCAUGGCGCCGCUCCUCUUGAUUAGAGCGGAGACAGCUGUGUACACGGAGCGCUAAUGCCGCGCUCACCGGACGCGGGGAUUUCUCGGUGGCGAGGCUGAUAAUCCCCGGAGAUGUGCGCGCCUGGCUUGAUCUGGAAGAACAACUGCUUUUGGGAUUAGGCAGCCGCGCUGGGCGCCCCCUCCCCCGCACACUACGUGCUCUCUCCUCGCAGCCGCGCCGGAGCCGCACGAUCACCGCCGCGCUGACAUGUCAUCUAUCAGGCGCAGCCUGUGAUUUAUAGACGUGCGGGGAGCGCGGGGCUCAUCUAUAAAACCCACGCACUCCGCACCUAAUGGCCAUUGUUCUCGGGGGGAAGGGGCUUCUAUUGUGCCUGUGUGGUCCCGGGGCGCGCCGCAAGGGUUAACCCCGCACAGCAGACGUCUGAUAAUGACAGCAAUUAACUGCCAUAGGCCGCCUGCAGUCUGCUGGGAGCGGAGCCGGGAAUGUGAUUGCGGGUGACAAAUGGCUCCAGCGUGGAGCGGGUUAAUGAGAUCAGCUCGGGACAACACCGCCACAAGGGAAGGCUGCACUGCUAAGGGGGCGACAUGCUGUCCGCGACCCCCCUCUAUGGGAACGUGCACAGCUGGAUGAGCAAUGAGCGGGUCCGCAUGUGCGGCAUCAACGAGGACAGGAAAAUUCUUCUCAGUGAUGGUGACCUUCAGAAAGCCAGACUCGAGCUGAGAGAGGAUCAUCUCGGUCACACUUUGGUGGAUGCAGCAGCUGUUCAUCGAAUGGAUGGCCUAACCGCUCUCGGCAUGGACCGGGCAGGUCUGAUGCAGGAAGGAUUGAGAGUCCCAGGGGGCAUGGUCUACUCUAGUCUUUGUGGCCUUGGCACAGAAAAAGUUAGAGAUCCAUCCAGUUCAAUCCCAGGGCUUGGAUAUGCACCUGACCGAAAUACUGAACUUCAGUUCAAGCCAAAUGCUGCUGAAUCAAUGGAGACUGCUCAAAUGACGGGAAAACAGCCCAAUGGUUUUAACUCUUUGUUUAAAAACCCCCCAGGACUGCAAAAGACACCUGUCCCUACAAGUGAAGCACUGGUUUUGGACAGAACAGUAAAUGACAAACAGAGUGCACUUGGCGUUAAUGGUGCUAAUUAUUUAAGGAUUCCUUGGAUGCACUCCUAUAUGGACAGUGCCUCACCAGCUAUGUAUCCAUUCAUUGAUUCACCAAAUAAGUAUUCUUUAAAUAUGUAUAAGGCGUUUCUACCUCAGCAGUCGGCUUACAGUUUGCCACAGCAUUUAACCUACUCACCGGUUUGCCCGAAUGGUGAACGCUUUGUAUAUCUUCCACCUUCCCCGUAUGUAACCUCCCACAUUCCAACAACCCUGGCACCACCUAUGAGGAUCCCUGCACCUUCUGCAGCUCCUGCUAUACCCACUACUGUUCACUGUUUAGAAAAGAGCUUACCAUGGAAAAUGGGGAUUAAUCCAGGGUCCACCGUUGAUCCUCAUGCAUAUUCCCACCUGCAAACGGCUAAGCAGCCUAGGAUGCCAUGCACAAAGUCUAUGGCUAGUAGUAUGUCACCCGAAGCCUCACUAUUGUUGGCACCUUCUCGGAGACCGUCGCCUAGGCUUCAUCAUUCGACUCAACCAGUUGGAGAUGGCUACUCUGAUUAUCAGUCAUUUGUUAAAAUCUCAACACCGCCUACAUCUGUCUCUUACACAAAACCACACACUAGUAUAAACAGUGACCUCACACCUUUAAGGCCACCUAGCACCAAAAGUAGCAAAAUUCUUGACGGAGAAAAUACACAGAUGCAAGCACCCUCAAAAAGGUAUACAAAAGAUAGAAAGGACAACAAGUCUCCUAACUUGUUAGAAAAGCAAACACUUCACAAAGAAGGGACUGAAAAACCACUGGAUUUGUCAUCAAAGCUUAGUGAUGCUGAAAUGUCAGCCAUGAUGCUUUCAGGGCGAUCUGGAAAUGCCAUAGGAAUGUGCACCAGAGACAUUCAGAAAGAAGCCAUAUCUCCUUCUGCUGGUGUUAGUGCUGUGUUUAGACCUGAAAUGAUCAGUACUGCUUCCUCAUCAUGGGUAGUGCCUGGUAUGAGCAGCGCCGAAGACAUGAAUGGCAUCAUUAUGCCACUUAAAAACAAAGCUUUGGAGAGGGUUAUGCCACAACAGAGGAGUUCUUCGUGUCCCCGUAUGGGAAGCUCUGAAGUAGUAAUUCCAAGCAGUCCGGGCUGCAUCACAGGUGCAGGACGCCCAGCAUCUGCCUCACCUGCACCAAAUGCCAAUGGAGAAAGAAAAACUCCUGAAGACAGCAGUAAGUCUGCUAUGCAACCACAACAUCCACCUGCUAGCUCACUUAGUAAAAGCAACAAAGUAGCAAAGCCUUCCAUAAUGGAACCAACCAUAAAAGUGAGCGAGAAUGGGCUGCCCCCAGCACCUAUGUUCUUGCCUCAGAAUGAGUCCUUUUGCUCUACACCUUUGGCUUAUCCAAGCAGUUUUCUCCCAUAUCAAGUUUCGGAAAGCCUUGCGAUGUCUCAUUUACACGGAAAAGCUCCUGUCUAUCCUCACCCAGUUUUAUUGCCCAAUGGAAGCCUUUUUCCUGGUCCAAUGGCACCAAGGCCUGGGAUUUCUUACAGUAUACCAACCAACAGAGAUUACAUGGCUUAUCAAGAGACACUGGGUAUGGUGCAUCCAAUAUUGCUACCACCUUCUGCAAUGGAAAUAAGCAAAGAUGACAAGGCAGAGAGAAGGUCUAGGUCACAUGAAAGACCAAGGUAUGAGGAACCUGCUGGCAGGAGACUGUUGGAUAUAUCAGAUUCCACACCAAAGCUCAAUUUGGAAGCCUCAGAAAAGAGCUUGAAGUCCCAACAGUCAUCUGCUCUAACCAUGAAGCAACUUUCUAAGACGGGAAUGCUAUGUUCCAAUGGAGAAAGAGAUCCAAAAUGCGAGUCUAACUUUGCUAUUAAUGGUUUUGCACAUGAAAAACAUAUCAUGAAUGAUCUACAGAAACCAGAACUGGGGGCACAGAGCAGGGAUUUUAUGGUAUCUAGGGAGGAGAAUCCAAGAAAGAAUGAUUUUCACGAUUCAUUUCACAUUCCCAAACAGUCUCAGAAUUCACCCAUUUUCCAGGCCAGAGAGGAAAACCUGCCCAUAAACCAGACCAUGGAGGUCUCUGUUGCCGAGCUGGGUGCUCAAUUCCUGAUGUCUAGUCAAAAUCAAGAUGCGCCAACUGGAUUUUAUAGCCAACUGCAGGAAAAAUCGCAGCCCUUUUUUAUGGCAAAUGGACAUUCUGAUACGGAAACGGCUGAGGGGACAAUAAGAGACUGUUCAGAUGAACUUAUGAGAUCCAAAUCUUCAAAACUAACGAAAAGGAUAGCAAACUCCUCUGGCUAUGUGGGCGACCGGUUUAAGUGUAUGACAACUGAAUUAUAUGCGGAUUCAAGCCAAUUAAGUCGAGAGCAGAGAGCUUUACAGAUGGAAGGCAUACAAGAGGACAGUAUUUUAAGUCCACCUGCUGCUUACUGUGAGCGUGCUAUGAUGCGCUUCUCGGAACUUGAAAUGAAGGAACGGGAAGAUCACACACCUACCAAAGACUCGGAGACUUGCAAACUCAGUAAGUCCGACAUGAAGCUUUCCACUGAAAGUGUUAAACCAGCAGCCUCAACCUUGGGAGAGUCUGUCAUCAGCCAAAGUCAAGAUGAUCUUAAGACCACUAGUGGAAAUCUGACUGACGCACCACAUCAUAUAGUAAAGGCAGUCACCAGUGAAGAUAGUCAUUCCGAGACACUAAUCUCCUGUCAUGUAGCAAAUCAGAAACCAGAGCUCAAGGCAGAUGUGAACCUGCAAGGCCAAUGUAUGGGGUUGAAACGGAAGCAACCUUGCGAGCCAUUACAUGAUGAUUAUGAUCAAUAUUCAGCCUGUCAAGUGGCUUAUGAAGAUGUGGUUGCAAAAAGGAAGAGGACUGAUGACUGGCCAGAAAGGGAGUUAUUGGACAUUUCUAAAAAAUCCCUUGAAGAGUCUCACUGCAAUGAGGUGACGAACCUGAAAGUGUGUAUUGAACUCACUGGACUGCACCCCAAAAAACAAAGGCACUUGCAGCACCUAAGGGAGCUGGGACAGCUUGGCAGAAAGGAGGCUCCUGAAAGUCGGGAGAUCACAGACAAUGAAAGCAAGCACAGAAGUCUAGAGGAAAAGCCAUUCAAAGCAAAACCUGAAAUCAAAAGCACCAGUGACUUGGAGGAUCUUAAUGGAGACAUCACUGUGUCUACGCAUACGAAAGGCUUUCCACUCGGCUGCCCAAGCAGCAAACGGCAGAGUCAGACAAACCCUACCCCAGCCCCUAGGUUAGCAGCCAAGCAGCAGAAGAUUAGAGAGGGCCGCAAGGCGUACGUGCCAUGUACAGAUGAAGAGGGGAGUCUCCAAAUAGCGUCAUUGCCUGAGGAUUACACAGAGUACGAGAAGCCCCCUGGAAAACGGCAAUUCAAGACAAAGCACAUGGCUCUGCUGGAGAGAAAGCGGAAAAGACUGCUAGUCGGGGAUGACAGCAUGGAUAAUGGAAGCGUAGACGACAAGGUCAAUAUAAAGGGGUUUAGGAAACAGAUUGAGUUUUCACCAGAUAACUCCCCAAUAAAAGUGCCAGAUCAGAUGUCUAUAAUGCACACCCCAUCCCAGAUGUCACCUUUGCUUAACCAUAUUCAAGACAUUACACCCAGUCGCCCGAUGCCACCUGAAGCACGACGCCUCAUUGUUAAUAAAAACGCUGGAGAAACUCUCUUGCAAAGAGCAGCCCGAUUGGGGUAUGAGGAAGUGGUUCUUUAUUGCCUGGAAAGCAAAUCUUGUGAUGUUAACCACCGAGACAAUGCAGGCUAUUGUGCGCUCCAUGAGGCUUGUGCGAGAGGCUGGCUGACUAUUGUUCGGCAUCUUCUGGAGCACGGGGCAGAUGUCAAUUGCAGCGCACAGGAUGGCACAAGGCCCAUCCAUGACGCAGUGGAGAACGAUCACUUAGAAAUUGUGCGUUUAUUACUGUCCUAUGGAGCUGAUCCCACCUUAGCAACCUACUCUGGGAGGACAAUUGCCAAAAUGACACAUAGCGAAAUAAUGGAAACCUUCCUGACUGAGUACCUAACAGAUUUACAAGGUCGGAAUGGAGAUGACCCGGGGCUCUCUUGGGAUUUCUAUGGCAGUUCUGUCUGUGAUUCAAAGGAUGAAAGUGGAUUUGACAUUUUGGCAAAUCCGCCAGGUCCUGAUGAUGAUGACGAUGGCUGCGUGGAUGCCUUUGAGUUUGAAUUCUCAGAUAGUCCUCUUCUACCUUGCUACAAUGUCCAGGUGUCUCUCUCUCAGGGACCCAGGAACUGGUUGCUUCUGUCAGAUGUCACCAAGCAGCUGAAUACGUCCUCCCAUUCUUUCAGCAGCGAGUAUCCUCACCUUGAAAUAGUCAGCAUUACAGAAUCCGAAUUCUACAAGCAAGUAUCUCUAAGCCAGCUCUUUUCUUCACCUGAAGAUCUUGAACGCUUCAGUUCAGACAGCAAAGAAAUACUCGAACUUGUGGAAUUUACAAGUGAACUGCAGACAUUACUUGGGUCCUCCAUUGAGUGGUUGGAUCCUAAAGGAGAUGCGUCUUAUGCCAGUUGUUAAAAAGCCAAGUCCUUACUCGAUUCUGUAAAUUAAUUUCUAUUUUGUGAAUAUGUGAUAUAGAGAGAACACUAUUGUAUAAAUACCAUUGUAAAAAAUAUAUAUAAUGUCUAUAAAUAUACAUAUAUAUAUAUAUAUAUAUAUAUAUAUAUAAAUAUAAAAAUAUAUCUCCAUAUAUGGGAUCAGUUGUUUUUUCUCCCCCCCCCCCCCCCUUCCCUCCAGAAAAUUUAAAUAGAUUUAUAUGGUCCUGAAAAAUUCAGUGCACAUCUGCUUUGGGAGAUAUAAUAUUUUUCUUUAAUUAUAACACUUUAUUAUAUAUUUUUCUUAAUUAAGACUUUGACGUUAUGGCAAAGCACUGAAGGCACGAGAAAUACUUUAUAAUUUGUAUUUAAAAAAAGUCAUGUGGAGAAAACAAAGAGGCACUUCAUGACAUUUUUAUGUUUACAAAAAAAAAAUCUCUACCUGUUUUUGGUAGAUAAUGUUGGAUAUGAUCCAACUUUUGUAAUAUAAAAGAAAUUAUGCACAUAGAUAUAUAAAUAUCCAUGGAGAGUUGAUUGAAAUUUUGUAAUCUAAUUUAAAGUUUCUGAAAUUUUACUUUUCACACUUAAAUUGAGUGUGUGCAUAUGCGUGUGUGUAUAUAUACAUGUGCAUUUAUGUGUGCGCACACGCCUGUAUACAUAUAUAAAUAUAUACAUAAAUUCAGACGUUUAAUGCUCUAAUUUAAAGAUAAAGACUUUGAGCUAUUUUUUUUGCUUGUAAAAUAGUAAAGCUGUAAAAUACAGUCUCGCAGUUCCAGAUAAAUUGUAUAUAAACUCAAAUUUCCUGAGAUGUGUGUGCAAUGUUUUCAGAUCUGUGUUUAAACUUUGUAAGUAAACGACCUGCCUUUGUAUUUAUAUUUUACAAGAUUUUUUCUUAAAAAGGCAAUAAAACCGUUCAGUAAAUGGA